GCGAGGGCGAGGUGGGCGCGAGGGACUAGUGGGACGAUAUUCCACGCGUUACAUAAGACGCGUGACAGCUUCCGCUCCGAAGUCGAACUUCAACUUGUAAUUUUCGCCGCUCUUGAUGCUCACCGUCGCCGCCGUCGGGCUCACCUGCAAGGCCUUCCUCAGGUCCGGCCUCUGCUCCCUCGACAUCGCGGGCCUCCACCACCUCCAGGCCGCCCUCGAGGCGCAGCCCAGGCGCGGCGUCGUCACCGUUUCGAACCACAUCUCGACGCUCGAUGACCCCGUCACAUGGGGCGUGCUGCCCACUCCAUACUACUUUAAUAGCCAUUUCAUGCGCUGGACCCUCGGCGCGUCCGAUAUAAUGUUCACUAAUCCCGUCUUCUCCUGGUUCUUCCGGAAUGGCCAGGUCCUCGAGACCUUCCGUGGAAAGGGCAUCUACCAGCCCUCCAUAGACACGGCCAUCGCAAAGCUCGACCAGGGCGAAUGGAUCCACCUCUUCGGCGAGGGCAAGGUAAACCAGCCGGAUACCUACGCCGUCCUCGACGACAUCGCCCGAUUACCCAGAUUCCGCUGGGGCGUCGGACGCAUCCUUCAAGAAGUCCAGGCCCCCCCAAUCAUCAUACCCAUGUGGCUCACCGGCUUCAACAAACUCAUGCCUGAGGGCCGGGUAUUCCCGUACAAGUACCUCCCGCGCGUCGGCCAAAAGCUGAGCGUCACUUUUGGCGCGCCGUUGGCUGGCGAGAAGAUGGAUCGAAUACAAGGCUUGCGAGAGGCGAAAGACGAUAACAGGAGCGAGAUCACGGCCAUUUUGCAAGACGCGGUCCAAGAGCUGGGGUACUCGGUCUCAGGACCGUCGCUUGGUGGUGCUGCCACUUGGAAAGACAGCAUGCCAUGACAGAAGGUUUUUGCCAUUGUGGGGACUCGAAUCAGUGCGCCAUUGCGACUCUAGCUGGCAGCAUUGAUUGGUGCUCUCGAGCCGCCCUUUAGAUGCCCCACGCGCAAGAUGCAACGGUGGCUGGCCAUGGCACGACGCGUCGCGCGCUGGGGCUUUCUAGAUAACGAUGCGCUUUCAAGGCGGUGAAAUAGAUCUUGGGGCUUAACUUC
Messenger RNA from Schizophyllum commune H4-8, 1101 nucleotides. Its product is annotated as acyltransferase-domain-containing protein. NCBI's taxonomy places the organism in Eukaryota, Fungi, Basidiomycota, Agaricomycetes, Agaricales, Schizophyllaceae. Bases 116 to 892 code for a protein of 258 amino acids. Gene Ontology annotation, cellular component: mitochondrial membrane. The record is from RefSeq and is a predicted model, not a curated record. The transcript is spliced from 7 exons. Gene Ontology annotation, biological process: inner mitochondrial membrane organization; cardiolipin acyl-chain remodeling. Gene Ontology annotation, molecular function: 1-acylglycerophosphocholine O-acyltransferase activity.